AUGGCGGCGUCCUGGGGUGCUUACGUGUUCAUCUCAAACCUCAUACCCUUGUAUGUAUUGGCGCUUAUAGGCACCAAGAGGUACCACAAACGCGUGUACGUCGCCUUCACCACGUUCUGGGCCAUCGGCGGCCCCCUGGCCAUGCUGGUGCGCUUCAUCGGGUCAAACCACGUCACCAGCCACGAGCUACUCGCGUUCAACGGGGUGUGGGUCGGCCUGCAGGGCUGGGAGCUGCUGCUGUGGAUGAGGACGAGGCUGAGCCAGAAGCAGUUUGCUGCGCUGGUCAACUUUGCUGUCGUGGGGGUGGCCACCGCGCUGGCGGCGGUUGUGGGGGGUAUCAUCCUGCUCACAAUCUCAGGCAAGAUGACCCCCUGGACGGGGCGCUUCUGGACCCUGCUGGACCCCACCUACGCCAAAAAGUACAUCCCAAUCAUCGCAUCCGUCAGCGAGCACCAGCCGACCACCUGGGCCACAUAUGUGUUUGACCUUCAUAUCCUGGUGUUUUUCGCCCCCGCGGGCAUCUAUUACUGCUUCCAGCGUCCUGGUGACGCGCAGGUGUUCCUCCUGACAUUCGCCAUGUUCGCCAUCUACUUCAGUGGCAUCAUGGUCCGCCUGAUGCUCGUCGCGGCCCCGGCGUUUGUGCUUCUUGGCGCCAUGGCCAUCAGCGAGACGCUGGACCGCGCGGCAAGAGACCUGCGGACGCCGGUGGAAGACGAGGGGGCGGACGCUGACAAGGCGGGGCGACCCAGCGAGGGGGGAGGGGCGGCCGGCAGGAAGAAGGGCACAAA
This is a messenger RNA of Monoraphidium neglectum, 788 nucleotides long. RefSeq names its product dolichyl-diphosphooligosaccharide--proteinglycosyltransferase. The annotation marks the transcript as partial. Gene Ontology annotation, molecular function: oligosaccharyl transferase activity. Lineage: Eukaryota; Viridiplantae; Chlorophyta; Chlorophyceae; Sphaeropleales; Selenastraceae. The record is from RefSeq and is a predicted model, not a curated record. The transcript is spliced from 6 exons. Gene Ontology annotation, cellular component: membrane.